AUGGCGAAUCCGGUCCUAGAGAGCGACCUGCUUUCUGUCCACCGAGCAGAGAGCAAGAGGGGUUCGCCACGAUGGCAACCUCAGGAGGAAUUUGUCGUAUCUGACGUGUUUAUGCCGCAAACGCCAGAGCCAGAAGAAGCCGAUGAAGCGGACAUUGCCAAAUCAUGGACAACAGUGAUCAGUGAACAGGCUGCUGCCACAAGCAGUUUCCGUAUGGUUCCAGGCAAUGUGACCCCUAUCAAGCCGAAUCCCAACCGUGGAGGCGUAAAUGAAGCGAAGAAAAAGAAACAAAAGAAGAAGAAACCGGCCAAGAAUGUGGAUGCCAGGCUUCCCGUCGUGCACGCCCCCCAACCCGGCUGUGAGACACCUCCUGCUUAUUUCAAGGAUGGACGUUCUUCCAUCUCUCCCCGGCUUCGCCCUGUUGGUGCGUUUAAAAACAACUUCGAGUCUAGACCUCCUUCAUCCCACGGUAUUAGCGCGCUUAGCCUCCAGUUGGACGCAUUGGCCGUUGGCUCUGCUCGACCAUCGGGCUCAGAGGCUAGCAAGAAAGGUUCAGAAACGUCAAGUUGCGGCAGCGUAAUUUCCGAAAGCGACCAGACCGAGAUCUUGACAACCUAUGAGGUUCCUCUAGGGAACGACUUCGUUAGUCUAGAUCUCAACAGCGAAGGGCCCAAGCCUGCAAGCAAUGAAGCGAAAAAAGCAGUACUCAACAGGAAGAUGUCAGCCGCUGAUUUUGAGUCAUUGACGUGUCUUGGGAAGGGAACAUUCGGGACAGUUUUGCUCGUCAAGCAGAAGAUGAACGGGGCCUUGUAUGCACAAAAGCAGUUCCGUAAGGCUUCCCUUACUGUGCAUAAGAGGCUAGUGGAACAGACCAAAACGGAGAGGGCGAUCCUAGAAAGCGUUAACCGGCAUCCGUUUGUUGUCAAGCUGUUUUACGCAUUCCAGGACCAUGAGAAGCUAUAUUUAAUCCUGGAGUACGCGCAGGGAGGCGAGCUGUUCACCCAUCUCGCGAUCGAGCGCAUGUUCUCUGAGGAAACGGCCUCCUUCUAUAUGGCGGAGAUGGUUCUCGCCCUGGAACAUCUGCACUGCAAUGUCGGCGUCAUCUAUCGUGACCUAAAGCCCGAGAACUGCCUUUUGGAUGCCGACGGCCACCUCCUGCUCACGGAUUUCGGCCUCAGCAAGGUUGCUGUCGACGACGAUGAGCGGUGCAAUUCCUCCUUGGGAACUAUAGAGUAUAUGGCUCCCGAGGUAAUCAUGGGCAAGCCUUAUGGCAAAGCUUGCGAUUGGUGGUCACUGGGCGCUUUGGGAUUUGACCUUCUCACCGGCUCGCCUCCAUUCAAGGGCAACAAUCACGCCAAAAUCCAGGAAAGGAUCUUGAAGCAGAAACUCGUACUACCAUAUUUCCUGGGCCCCGAUGCAAAAGAUCUCCUCACACGCUUGCUCCGUAAAGAACCGCAGAAGCGUCUAGGAUACUAUACGUCCAAGGACAUACGCACCAUCAAAUCCCAUCGAUUCUUCAGGAAAAUCGACUGGAAAGCCCUGGAAAAGCGUGCCGUGGAGCCUCCGAUCAAACCUGUCGUAACAGACCCCGCUCUUGCUGAGAAUUUCUCUCAUGAUUUCACUUCAUUGCCCCUCAGCCCUGUCGUAACGACUAAGUCUGGGCCGUCUGCAAACGCCAUGGAUGAGACGGACGUCGAUGGUGAGGGAUUUGUCGAUGGCGAGAUGGGGGGUGUCCAGGCUCCUGAUGAUCCUUUUGGUGGGUUCAGUUUUGUAGCACCGAGCAGCCUGCUUGAGAGCGGCCUUGCUCUUGGAAAUAUGAAGUGGUAG
Molecule: messenger RNA, 1827 nt
Organism: Arthroderma uncinatum
Lineage: Eukaryota; Fungi; Ascomycota; Eurotiomycetes; Onygenales; Arthrodermataceae
Exons: 1
Coding region: 1-1827 (608 amino acids)
Biological process (GO): protein phosphorylation
Molecular function (GO): ATP binding; protein serine/threonine kinase activity
Source: RefSeq, a predicted model, not a curated record